Malaya genurostris is the source of this 4509-nucleotide messenger RNA. RefSeq lists its product as uncharacterized. The record is from RefSeq and is a predicted model, not a curated record. The transcript is spliced from 2 exons. Lineage: Eukaryota; Metazoa; Arthropoda; Insecta; Diptera; Culicidae. Gene Ontology annotation, molecular function: nucleic acid binding. Gene Ontology annotation, biological process: DNA integration. Bases 2978 to 4165 code for a protein of 395 amino acids.
UUCUACAUCAUACGUAUAUGUCCUCACCUUUAUAACGAAUCAUCUUGGACUUUGACAGGUGGCGGACGACGAACGACGACGACGGGAGAGAGAUUACGGCAUCGCCGCGAAAAGAUUGGAGGCAUUUUACGAGAUACGGAGACCGUCAAGCUAACUGCAAAUUGGGAAGAAAAGCGUGAAUAAAAUCCUUAGCUAGUUGGAUAUUACAUUUGGCGACGAUCGGAAAAUAUCAAGUAAAGAUGGACGAAAGUAGGCCAAUACCAAUGUUUCGGUGUGAGCAAAUCGAGAGCUGCAAAUUGGGAAAAGAAUGGCGUGAAUGGAGAGAUUCUCUGGAAUUUUACUUCGAUUCGUAUCAGAUAACGGACCAGAAGAUUAUGCGCUCCAAAAUGCUUCACGUUGGUGGGCCUCAGUUGCAGAAGGUCUUUAAAAGUUUGGAAGGGACAGAGAAUUUUCCGCUGGUGAUGAUUGAGAAGCGCUGGUAUGACGUAGCUGUCGACCGGCUAGACGCGUAUUUUAAGCCUAGCAGCCAGGACGUUUUAGAAAGACACAAGCUAAGAAACAUGAAGCAAGGUAAUCAGGAACGAUUUUCUCACUUCGUAUUACACUUACGUCAACAGUUGAUGGAUUGUGGACUCGAAAAGUAUUCGACUGAAAUUCGUAAGGUUCUCGAAGAAAUUAUACUAAUUGACGUAAUCGUGGAGGGAUGCAACUCACAGGAAUUACGACGAAAGAUUCUUGAAAAGGACCAGUCGCUUUCAGAUAUUGAGGUUCUGGGAGCUUCGUUUGAGAGUGUACGCCUACAAGAAAAGGAGUUUAGGACUGGAACAAGUACCGAUGGAGGGCAGGUAGAGGUUUGCAAGGUAAAGGUCGAAAAGAAAACAGAACCGUCAACAGGAACGGAUUAUCAAACGGUUUGCUAAUAGCCCGUACCAUGCAUCCAAAAGAGAGAGUGAAGUUCUGUGCUACGCUUGUGGAAAGCACGGUCAUAUCGCGAAGGCAACUACAUGUCCGGCCAAAGAUCAACAAUGCCGCCGAUGUCAUUUUGAGAAGGUGUGUAGACAACGACCGUCCGAUUCGAGAAAUUCUUCACUUAAGAAAAAAGUGCAAACUAUCGAAAAUUUGGAUACGAUGAUGCGGUGCGAUGUACAAAAAGACGAGUUAUCCGCUAAGAAGAUUUACUAUACAUUUCAUACAGGAAACCAAGACAAUGUGUUCCAAUGCAAGAUUGGUGGUGUUUCAAUCGAAGUUUUCAUUGAUUCCGGCUCGGAUGUGAACAUCAUCACUACCGAGACCUGGGAAAUGAUGAAAGCCAGGCAGAUUACCAUUUCCAAAUGCGAAAAAGGAAGCAACAGAAUCCUCAAAGCAUAUGGAAAUAGCGAACCACUUUCGAUUUUGGGAACUUUUAAUGCAGUUAUCGAGGUCGGGAAGCGAGCCACUGAAGAUACGUUUUACGUUGUUCAGAGCGGUCAAAGGAAUCUAUUGGGCGACACCACUUCGAAAAAGCUCGGCAUUUUGAAGAUUGGAUUAGAAGUGAACGAGAUUGAGGAAGGUUCGGAAAUACAAUCAUGUUUCCAAAGAUCAAAGGAGUACAAGUUCACGUACAAAUGGAUCCAAAGGUGUCACCAGUUUUUCAACCAUUACGACGUAUACCAUUUCCACUCGAAAAGAUUGUUACCGAGAAGUUGGAUGAAUUGUUGCGACGAGACAUCAUCGAGGUUAAAAAGGGUCCAGCGACUUGGGUAUCCCAUUAGUAGUAGCAAAUAAGGCGAACGGAUCCAUAAGACUGUGUGUAGAUUUGCGACGUGUUAACCAAGCGGCCAUUCGCGAUCGGCAUCCAAUGCCAGUGAUUGAAGACGUUCUCUCCAAGAUUGGCAAAGGCAAGGUUUGGAGUGUUUUGGACGUGAAAGAUGCCUUUUUCCUUCUUGAGCUGGACGAAGAAACAAGAGACAUUACAACUUUCAUCACCCACAGAGGGCUUUAUCGAUUCAAAAGGUUGCCGUUCGGAUUAGUAUCCGCUCCCGAAAUUUUCCAGCGUACCAUGGAUGAAAUGCUUGCAGAUUGUGAAGGUACCUACUGGUACCUCGAUGACGUUGGAGUCGAGGGCAGUACAAUCGAAGAACAUGAUGUACGGUUGGGAAAGGUUCUUCAGAGAUUCAAGGAGAAAGGAAUUGUGCUCAACUGGGAAAAAUGUAAAAUUCGCGUUACUGAGUUAGAAUUUCUGGGACAUAAUUUCUCACCGAGAGGAAUAAUGCCUUCAGAAAUUAAACGUGAUGCAAUUAAGGAAUUUCGAUGAGCCUUUGAGGAAGUUAACCCAAAAAGGGUGUAAAUUCCGAUGGGAAAAUGCUGAGGAGAAUGCAUUCAAUAAAGUAAAACAAGCCAUGUCGGAGGUCAGUAGUCUGGGAUUUUUUAAUAUACAGGAUGAAACAUCGGUAUAUGCGGACGUAGCCCAAAUGCCUUGGGUGAUAUUCUAAUCCAAACUAACAAGUGUGGAGAAUCUAGAGUUGUUUGUUACGCUUCAAAGUCACUUACCGAUACCGAGAAAAGAUAUUGUCAGACGGAGAAGGAGGCUCUGUCACUAGUGUGGAGUGUAGAAAAGUUUCAGCAUUACCUGUUAGGUAGAGAGUUCACACUGCUAACCGAUUGCAAGGCACUGACGUUCUUGUUUUCUCCCGCCUCCCGCCCAUGUGCGCGCAUUGAACGGUGGGUGCGACGCCUUCAAAGUUUCAAGUACACGGUACUCCACAUUCCGGGGCACACAAAUAUAGCUGAUGUUUUCUCGAGACUCUCCACGCUGGUUCCAAAGCCAUUUGAUGAAGCAGAAGAAUUGACUGUUAGAGAAAUAAUAUCUUCAGUUGCAACCACAAUUGCUUUGAAGUGGGAAGAAAUUGUGACCGCGAGCAAAGAGGAUGCGGUUACAAAACAAGUGAAAGAAGCUAUAAGCUCUGGUAUAACUGACGAUCUACCGUUAUGCUACAAGAUGAUUUCCUCAGAACUAUGUUUUGUCGGCGAUGUGCUUAUAAGGGGCGAUCGGAUCAUCGUACCUGAACAGCUGCGACAAAGAGUCAUACUUCUUGCGCAUGAGGGACAUGCUGGCAUCAAAAUGAUGAAAGCCCAUUUACGCUCGAACGUGUGGUGGCCCAAAAUGGACCAACAAAUCGAAAGGUUUGUGGAAACUUGUCGUGGAUGUAUGCUCGUAUCUGCACCUAAUCCACCUGAGCCCAUGGUUCGGAAAGAAUUUCCUUCUCGACCGUGGGAACAAAUUGCUAUCGACUUCCUCGGGCCUCUUCCAGACGGCGAUUAUCUGCUUGUAUGCGUCGACUAUUACAGCCGCUAUUUAGAAGUCGUUGAAAUGCGCGAUAUUACAACAUCAUCUACUAUCGAUCAACUUUUGAUCAUUUUCUCUCGAUACGGGAUACCUAACUAUUUCCAAGCAGACAACGGUCCGCAAUUUGUGUCUGACGAAUUUCGUAAUUUUUGUGAAGAACAAGGCAUACAUCUGGAUAGUACUAUUCCAUACUGGCCCCAAAUGAAUGGGGAAGUGGAGCGACAAAACAGGUCCAUAUUAAAGCGGCUCUGGAUCGCACAAGAAUUGGGACAUGAUUGGCGGAAAGAACUAUGGGUCUACUUACUAACGUAUCACUCAGCAGUUCAUCCUACUACAGGAAAAGCACCAGCAGAACUAAUGUUCGGACGGCGGUUGAGAACGAAAUUACCCAGUAUUCCUUCCGUUGUGGAUUAUGAAGAAGUAAGAGAUUAUGACCAAAUUCAAAAAGAAAAAGGAAGGGUUUAUGCCGACCGCCGACGUAAGGCUUGCCCAAGUAACAUCCAAGUUGGUGAUCAUGUUUUAGCCAAGCGUACAAAAAAAGACAUCAAGUUAAGUUCUGAUUUUUCUCCUGAAGAAUAUGUGGUAUUGGAAAAGAGUGGAACAGAUGUAACCAUUCGUGCCUCUUCCUCUUGUAAAGAGUUCAGAAGAAGCGCAGCUCAUCUUAAAGUAAUUCCAAAAGAGAUAGUCGAAAUCGAUGGAUCCGGUAACAAGUCAAAGGAGGAAGAUAACUUGAAGAAAUCUGAUCACAGAACAGGUGACGUAAUCAAGGACCUAGCACCAACAAGAUCUAAGCGAACUAAAACGGAACCUGCUCGAUUGCAGGAUUUUGUUACUUAUUAACAUUGUAUCGUUGCUCUGAAUCAUUUUAAAUAAAGGUAGGGAUGUAGGGUUCUACAUCAUACGUAUAUGUCCUCACCUUUAUAACGAAUCAUCUUGGACUUUGACAGGUGGCGGACGACGAACGACGACGACGGGAGAGAGAUUACGGCAUCGCCGCGAAAAAAUUGGAGGCAUUUUACGAGACACGGAGACCGUCAAGCUAACUGCAAAUUGGGAAGAAAAGCGUGAAUAAAAUCCUUAGCUAGUUGGAUAUUACAGGAGGCGAUUUGGAUAAAAGUCUUCAUUGUCUGAUGGUGACUUCGCCUUGGCUCUCUUGAGCAAUGAUUUGGAUGGUGGCGCCUUUG